This is a messenger RNA of Dipodomys spectabilis (banner-tailed kangaroo rat), 291 nucleotides long. RefSeq names its product ATP synthase membrane subunit K, mitochondrial-like. Lineage: Eukaryota; Metazoa; Chordata; Mammalia; Rodentia; Heteromyidae. Bases 92 to 268 code for a protein of 58 amino acids. The record is from RefSeq and is a predicted model, not a curated record. The transcript has a single exon.
GGCGUACUCUUUCCGGUUAGGUUAAGUCGGUGUCUUCGUUGUUUGAAGGACGUUGGCUGUCGAAUUUGUGACUUUGGCAAAGAUUGACAUCAUGGCAGACGCAGAAAAUGAAGGCCAAUUCCAGUUCACUGGUAUUAAGAAGUAUUUCAACUCAUAUACUCUCACGGGUAGAAUGAAUUGUGUACUGGCCAUAUAUAUAGGCAUUGCUUUGCUGGUCUUAUGCUUUAAGUUAAGGUCUAAAAAGACUCCAACUGUGAAAGCAACAUAAAUGGAUUCUACGUAUUCUCUGAG